CUAAAAUCAAGCUUGUUUCCUAAAAGCAUGAUGUGACUUUAGACCUAUUCAAGUGAAACUCAUCACCAUUUAUCCUCGCAUCUUCUCGAGAAAUUACACAUCCAUGGAGCUCACAACAGCGCUGACACUCGUGACGGACGCUUACUCCAACCAGACCGUCAGGAAUAAGUCGUCGGAGGCCUGUUCACGUGACAGCGCUCUAAAGACAACCGUGUUCCCUCUUCUCUACACCAUCCUCUUCAUCCUGGGCUUGUCGCUCAACAGCCUGGCCGCAUGGGUGUUCCUCCGAAUCCCCAGUAAAUCUCACUUCAUCAUCUAUCUGAAGAACAUUGUGGUGGCCGAUAUUAUCAUGACCCUCACCUUCCCCUUCAAGAUCCUCGCCGACGCGAACUUAGCAUCAGUCGGCCAGCGUGUGUUCGUCUGUCGCGUGUCGUCCGUGCUCUUCUACCUCACGAUGUACAUCAGCAUCCUGUUCUUCGGCCUGAUCAGCAUCGACCGUUGCAGAAAGACCAUGUGGCCCUUUGUGGGCACCAACGCUAGACGUCUACUAUACAGAAAGCUCCUCUCGGGCUUCAUAUGGAUGUCGCUGUUGGCUCUUUCACUGCCUAAUGUAAUUCUGACAAGCCGGCCCAACACUUCGGAUCGCUUUAAAUGCAGUGACCUCAAAACAGAGAUGGGGCUGAAGUGGCACGAGCUGGUCAACCACGUGUGCCAGGUGAUCUUUUGGGGAAACCUUGUAACGGUGAUAGUAUGCUACACGCUCAUCACGAAAGAGCUCUUCAAGUCUUACGCCCGCACACGAGCUCAACGCCAGGCAAGACCAGGACCGAACGCCCCUCACAAAAACAGCAUUCAAGCCAACGUGUUCCUGGUGUUGGCGGUCUUCUUUGUUUGCUUUGUUCCCUUCCACUUCGCCCGAGUGCCGUACACCAUUAGCCAGACUCGUGGACUCAUGUUCAGUUGCCAGCAGAAGCUGUUAUUCUUUCAGCUGAAGGAGAGCACGCUUUGGCUUUCCUCCCUUAAUUCUGUGCUGGAUCCGCUCAUCUACUUCUUUCUCUGUAAGUCAUUCAGGAGCUCGCUGUUUAACACCAUGCGUCUGUCUCCGGGCCGCUGCAGGGCGCUCAGGGAACUCGGGACGGACACGACCAGCACUCCUCAGGGCAACACGCAGACAUGAUAGACAAACGCUCAGACCUUUUUUUGUCGGGAGCACUCUCAUGUAUGUGAAAAUAUUGUGGUUCUCCUACACUAAUAAUCUUACUGACAUUAAUAUAACUCUUGCUUAAACACAUUUUCAUGCUGUAAUGACUACGUGGGCGAAUCAAAUGUUUUAGAAUAUAUCCUUGAUUCAAGGGUGCCAGCAGACAUUCUGUCUUAAAGUGUACCUGAAAAACUCAUACCUCAGAGUCAGGCAUUGGAAUAACAUUUACAUAGAACAUAGACAUUCUCCUAACUUUAAGUAAUUUUGCAACUACAUGUCAACUUAUUCUGCUAACCCUAAUCAUAACAGUUUACUAAUACUCUAAUGUGAGCUAGUUAACAUGUACUUGCAAAGUUACUUAUUGUUAGUAGGACGUCUAACGUGGACUAUCAGAAUGAAGCAUUACGGGCAUUAGUUAUUCCAUCAUGCGACUCGUUCAAGUCUGAAACAUAACACAUAAGUAGUCUAAACAAAUGAAAAUAAUUAUAUUGUAAACAAUAAACCCAAAUAGCUGACCAUGUAAUGGUUCAGACAUUAGUGUUACAUAAAGCAAACCAUGAAAGUUGAGUGAUCACAUUCACACUUAAAUUAACUGAAAUACAGCAAAUAAAAUUAAAUAAUUUGUCAACCCAAAAGUAAAUUAAAACAAACAAAAUUAAAAUAAAGAUCGUAUUUCUUUUCUUUUUUUUUUCUAUUGUUUUAUUAUUAUUAUUAUUAUUAUGUUCUUGAAACUUUUCUUGAAAAUAAAAGAAUUCUGCUGUAAAGCAGCUUGAAAGACAACAGUGGCAUAGUUUAGCUCAAGUAAAUUAAAUAUUGAUUGAGUUGAGAUCAUAUGUGAAGUUAAUUCAUAUUGUGCAUUUCAUAAUAAUAUUUAAAAAAAAAAAAAGAAUAAAUAUAAUGAAUGUUGUGGAACUAACUGUCUAGACAUCGGUCACAAACAUUAAAAUAAAAACACGUGAGGCCCUAAAUGUAGAAAAACAAGUAGAAAAAAACUGCAAAAUAUUGUAGACAUUACUGUAAUGCAGACAGAGAUAAAUGCUCCUACAUCAGUUAAAUUCCUGCUUCUGUUCAUUAAAAAAAAAUGUUACAUUAAUACAUUAAUAUAAUUAGUUACAUUAAUGCAAUAUAUAUUUAUACAGCGGUAAUAAGUAUUGAAGACAUCACCAUUUUUCCCUGUAAAUAUAUGCAUAAAUGUGCUGUUGGCAUUAAAUUUUUCACCAGAUAUUGAUAACAACCCCAGCAAUCCAUACAUACAAAUAAAACAAAACAAAUAAUUUCAUAAAUUGGGAUCGUUGUUUUGCUGAAAUGCUCAUCGUUGUUUUAUUGUCAUCAUCCUGGUACUGUAGGUGUUAAUAUUAAUUUCCACUGACAAGGGGCAGGAUUGCCCUUUCCAUGCCUUUUUGCGCCUCCCUUUCUUCAUCUGUUCAAUACUUUGUCCUCCUGUCAUUCCAUUUUAUUACACAUAAGUUAAUUUAUGAACUUAUUUGUUUUGUUUUCUUUGUAUGUAUGGCUUACUUGGGUUGUUACGGACAUCUGGUGAAAAUUUCAAGUCAACAGCACCCUUGGAAAUAUGGUGAUGUGUUCAAUACUUAUUUAUAUGUAUCAUUUAUAUGCUGUAUAUGUGUGUGCCAUAAUAGUAUGGCCAAAAGCAAUGUUAUCAUUUUUGUGUGUGUGAUUUUUAAAACAUGUAAACAAGUCUUUGACUUGCAACAAGUUGCUGUUUUCAUAUGGUUGUUUCUUCACAAGAGGAACUUCCCAAACUUUCUGUUCCAGUGUUGCUGCGUACUGUCAAGAAUAAAACGUAAUACCUUUUUAAGAUUUGAAUUAAUCAAAUUAAUAUCUGUUCUGGAUCUGUGCUGAGAAGAAUUAUAUUGAAUCAUACACUGUACAUACAGACAUAAGCAACAUUUACCUAUUUAAACAAGAACUGUAAAAUGUGGGGACAAGAAUUAUUUGAUGACUGAAUUGACUGAAUUAGUUUAUUGAAAUUAAAGGAAUAAAAUAACUUAUUUGUGAAAUUUAUUUACAAACAAACAAAUAAAUAAAUGUUCUAAACCAGAGACUGGCAAUCUCCAUCCUGGAGUGCCGCUGUCCUGCAGUUUAGCUCCAGCCCUAAUCGAACACACCUGAAGAAGCUAAUCAAGGUCUUUAGAAUUACUAGGGCUACAGGCAGGUGUUUUUUUUUUUUCAGGGUUAGAGCUAAACUCUGCAGGACAUCGGCACUCGAGGACCAACGUUGCCUAUCCCUGAUCUACUGUAGCUUUAAAGUUUGUGUUCUUUGAAUUCAGUCAAAAAAUAACCCUGUGAGACAUACUGAUCUAUCUUUGGUCACUCAUCUUUAUUUCAUAAGAAUUCAAGGGUCAGAAUUCCCCAAAUUUUUGUAUGCAGUGAAAUGUGAAACUGUUUGCUUUUUCCUGCAUUCACAUGUGAGUGAAAGUCAGUGAAUACAGAUCUAAUGUGACUGCCUUUAAACCCACCAGUGUGAAUCUGCAUGAAUCUACAGUAAUCAUUUUCUGAAAAUAAUAUUAAGAACUUAUUUUUAGAAUAUUUGAGGGUGGUGAUGAUUAUGUUUUAACAAUCAUAAUUUGACCUGAAUCCCUGAACUCAUAUAGAGUUAAAUCUCUGAGUUAUUAUUAUUAUUAUUAUUAUUAUUAUGAUUAUUGAUUUAUUCACAUAGUGAGAACAAAAGUUCAUAGUGUUGAUAUAAUCAAUAAAGAAAACCUAACUCCGUUUUUUCAGGUCACUACAUGAUAAUUCCUUCAAAACAUAGUCAAUCCCACAUGAUCAUCGUUCCACUGGUUUGUCUGGCUGUUAUAACUCAGCUGCAGCAGUUUUACAACACAAUCUAAUGUUAAAAAUUUAAGGGUCAAGAUCCCAACUAAUGUAAACACUGACCACUAUAAUGUUUUUUUUUUUUUU
This is a messenger RNA of Labeo rohita (rohu), 4120 nucleotides long. It is a transcript of the gene p2ry12, whose product is annotated as purinergic receptor P2Y12. Lineage: Eukaryota; Metazoa; Chordata; Actinopteri; Cypriniformes; Cyprinidae. The transcript has 2 exons. Gene Ontology annotation, biological process: G protein-coupled receptor signaling pathway. Gene Ontology annotation, cellular component: membrane. Gene Ontology annotation, molecular function: G protein-coupled purinergic nucleotide receptor activity. The record is from RefSeq and is a predicted model, not a curated record. The coding region runs from base 104 to 1177 and encodes 357 amino acids.